Molecule: messenger RNA, 2142 nt
Organism: Chelmon rostratus (copperband butterflyfish)
Lineage: Eukaryota; Metazoa; Chordata; Actinopteri; Chaetodontiformes; Chaetodontidae
Product: homeobox protein Nkx-2.5-like
Exons: 2
Coding region: 296-1363 (355 amino acids)
Biological process (GO): cell differentiation; regulation of transcription by RNA polymerase II
Cellular component (GO): nucleus
Molecular function (GO): RNA polymerase II cis-regulatory region sequence-specific DNA binding; DNA-binding transcription factor activity, RNA polymerase II-specific
Source: RefSeq, a predicted model, not a curated record
UCUUGACUGACCCAGCUCUUUCUCUAGAUAACUGAAUUCAGCCAACCAAACAGCAUCGACCUCUCUCUUUCUCUCUCAGCCCUCCAGCCGUAGACGCACAGCCGCAGGAGAGGGAUGUCACAGCUGAGAGAAAGCCUCUCCACCGCAGUCUGCAUGAAAGGCGAGCAGUGCGCGGCCAAUCUUCACGCUUACGCACGGGGUGUUUGCUUUCUUUACGCGCCGUCCGGAGACAUACUGGUCCAAUUUCGGGCCUGCUGACUGUUUGUUAUCUGUGAUCUCACUGUCGGUGGUAAUAAUGCUUCCCAGUCCGAUCAUAACGUCUUCCACCACGCCUUUUUCUGUGAAGGACAUUCUGAAGUUAGAGUUGCAGCAGCAGUCCCAACAGCACCAGCUCCAGUUCAUCUCCUGCUUCGGUCUCUCUGGCGCGCUGUCACAGCCGGGGACGCUCCCAAAUAAACCGUUUCGCUCGUACUCACCGCCCUCCUGCAUGCUGGCGGGUAGGGACAGCCCGAGUCCCGGCAGCUCCGGCGUCUCGGAGGGCGAGGAGAGGAUGUCGUACCUCAGCACGCUGACGGUGCAGGAGCGCCUGGCGGAGUCCGGUCUGACGGUGGAGAUGUUUGGGAACCCGGCGCAGAACCACACCGCAGACCUGCAACUGGAGACUGAGCAGGAGGACCAAGAUAGCACUUCGAUGUUCACCUCAACGUGUGUUCUCCGCGCAGAGAGCUGCGGAGCGUUGCGCGGUGACGGCGAGGAUCCAGACUCGGAGAAGCGCGCCACCAAGCAGCAGAGGACCAGGAGGAAACCCCGCGUCCUCUUCUCCCAGGCUCAGGUGUUCGAGCUGGAGCGGCGCUUCAAGCAGCAGCGCUACCUGUCCGCCCCGGAGAGGGAGCACCUGGCCAGCUCCCUGAAACUCACCUCCACUCAGGUCAAGAUCUGGUUCCAGAACAGGAGGUACAAAUGCAAGAGGCAGCGGCAGGACAAGACUCUGGAGAUGGCGGGCCAUCAUCACCACCACCAUCCGCCACCGCCGCCCAGGAGGGUUGCUGUGCCAGUGCUGGUCCGGGACGGGAGGCCUUGUCUGACUGGAUCCCAGAACUAUAACACGUCUUACACGGUCGGAGCUCCAAACCCGUACAGCUACAAUGGCUAUCCAGCCUACAGCUACAACAACUCGAUGUACACCAACACUUACUCCUGUACUUAUUCUAGUUUACCUCCUCUGCCGCCCAGUAACACCACCGCUAAUGCUUUUAUGAACAUGAAUUUGGGGAAUCUUGGCGCACAGACGCAAAGCCAGGCGCCCCAAGGACCAGUCGUCACACCCUGCCAAGGAACUCUGCAGGGCAUCCGGGCAUGGUAGCGCAGUCUUUACGCACAGCUUGGAGAGACUUCUGUGGGACGGCUGAAUGAACUGAAGCAUGUCAGCCUGAUCAGCUAAUGCAACGACAGCAGGGUUACACCUCGGUAACGUGAGACAGCGUGUAGGCCAGUUUGCUGUAACUCGAGGCCUGUGAGGAAACUCUGACCCGUUGCCUGAGAUAUAAGCCAUAUUCAGUAUGCGCAUUUUUCUCUGAGCCACAGUGUUUAGAAAACGUAUUAAACCUGCCGUUGGAUAUUUAAUUGUCGGAUUGAAUGUUGCCCAUCAAAGAUCUAUAGUGGUUCCAAAGUGGAUGUAAUGUGCGACAAAACAAAGGGACAUUUUCAUAUAUAAACUCACAUUUCUACGAAUAAGCUAUAAUAAAUGUAUUAAUGGCCUAACUAGGCCCAUUCGAUUACAUCCUAAAAUUCAACAAUUUUAGUAAACAAUAUUGACCACAACUGCCAGAUAAUUAAAUCGUAUAAAGUAUUAUACUUAUAUUUUCUUUUUUUUACAGUGUGACUUGUGUUUGGCCAGUAGUCUUUGUUUGUACUCUAAAAACUAAGUGAGAGAGACUGAACGGUGGCCUGUAUGACCUGAAUAAGUCGGCCGCUUCUGCGUAACAGGGCUGCUUUAACGCUGAAGCUAAUAUCGAUGAAAGUGAUUACUGAUGAUAAAAUUAAACGAUAUACCAAACAGAAUGACACAAAUGACUGCAUUGUACUGUGCUUUUGUGUGUGUGUGUGUGUGUGUGUGUGUGUGUGUGUGUGUGUGUGUGUGUG